This is a messenger RNA of Protopterus annectens (West African lungfish), 1657 nucleotides long. Its product is annotated as plasmanylethanolamine desaturase-like. Gene Ontology annotation, biological process: ether lipid biosynthetic process. The coding region runs from base 34 to 894 and encodes 286 amino acids. Lineage: Eukaryota; Metazoa; Chordata; Ceratodontiformes; Protopteridae. Gene Ontology annotation, molecular function: plasmanylethanolamine desaturase activity. The transcript has a single exon. Gene Ontology annotation, cellular component: endoplasmic reticulum membrane. The record is from RefSeq and is a predicted model, not a curated record.
UAACGUGAUUGGUUGGGUUGCGGGCUGGGGAUCAUGGCGAGAAGGAUGAGCGAAGCAGGGGAGGUUGAGUCUCUGUCUGCGAAUGUAAUGGCUGAGGACGACCCCAACUUCAACCACCAAACCCAAGAGGACAUUGACCGGGAUACUGGGCCCCGGUGGGGUCCCCAGCAUGCCGGAGCCCAAGAGUUGGCGGAACUUUAUUCCCCCGGUAAAAGAUUGCAAGAGUGGAUUUCUGUUAUCCUCUGCUUCUCGCUGAUGAUUCUUAAUUUCUGCCACCUUACUAUCAACUUUAAUAUAAUAUACACACCAACUAUUAUUUUGGGGAUCUUGCUUGGUGUCAUCACUGCAGAUUUUGUGUCAGGAUUGGUGCAUUGGGGUGCUGACACAUGGGGGUCUGUUCAUCUGCCCAUCGUUGGAAAGGCUUUCAUCAGGCCUUUCCGUGAGCAUCACAUUGAUCCCACUGCCAUUACCAGGCAUGAUAUCAUUGAAACAAAUGGUGAUAACUGUAUGAUGACCAUAAUUCCUUUGUUGAACAUGUUCUACAAGUUUGUAACUUUGUCUCCAGAGGUUUUACAAGAGACUUAUUCUUGGGAAUGCUUUGUGUUUGCCUUGGCUGUUUUUGUGACUAUGACCAACCAGAUUCACAAGUGGUCACACUUUGGACUUCCUUACUGGGUCACCGUAUUGCAAGAUUACCACAUCAUUCUUACAAGAAAGCACCACCGUAUCCAUCACGUGUCUCCCCAUGAGACCUAUUUCUGCAUCACUACAGGUUGGCUGAACUAUCCUUUGGAGAAGAUACAGUUUUGGAAACAUCUAGAAUAUGCUAUUGAAAGACUGACUGGUGAAAAACCUAGAGCAGAUGACAUGAAGUGGGCACAGAAAAUGAAAUGAACUCCUGCCAAUCUUCCAUAAUGCUUAACAUUUGCCAAGUUUCCAAAGCCAUCUGCCAGAUCCAAGAUAUCGGGAUAACAGACUUCAAAGCACAAGCUAACACGUGCUAAAUAAUUAAAACUUGGAGACAAUUAACUUAACUCUUGAUGGGAGCAUAUGUAAUACUUGAACAGGAGGAGAAAACUUUUGCAAUUUAAGCUUCUGUGUUAGGGCCAUAUUUGCAGAACUGCUAAGUAAUAAGUCAUCACUUUUAUGAAUUUCACCAAGGCCGUGACAUGAAUUUUUGACAAUGCACAGAAUCUUGCACUAGGAAAUUGUUAGUUUAAAAGUUCUUAUUUAUUUAUCCAAGUUAGUUUUGUGGUUUUAAAAACAGUAUUUUUUUAAUUUCAGAAGUGUGGCAAAGUAGGAAGAAACUACUUUGCAGUGUCAUCCUAUUAGGUAAAAUUAAAUUGUGUAUAGUUGCAUAAUAAAAUGGCCAUUGUCAUGCCAGCCAGUGUCAACCAAAGGGCCUUUGUACCUUCGAGUCCAGGCUGAAUAGAAGUGAGGCAAGGCUGUGGAGAUCUGGACUGAUUGCUUGCUAAGGGCUAACAGAUGCAUAACAUAAAACCAGCAAUUCACUAUUUAUUUAGUUUGUGGUGUUUGUAAGGUUGCACUUUUUUCUGAAGUUGGGGGAUUACUAACAAGCAUCCAGCAAAACUGGGUUUGGUCAUCUAUCAGAUAAUAUGAAAACCAAGUUCUGUUUUAUUAAACACGUUUAAAUACA